UACAAGGAAGAAGACUUGUGGAACAAGAGUGCUUUACUGCUACAGACGAACCCUGUUCAUAAGAAAAUCCCUGUUCUUAUCCAUAACGGUAAACCUGCUUGCGAGGCGCUCAUUCAGGUUCAGUACAUCGAUGAGGUAUGGCAUGACAAAGCUCCUUUGCUCUCUUCUGACCCUUACCAAAAAGCUACUGCUAGAUUCUGGGCUGACUAUUUUGACAAGAAGGUAUUCUGCGACAACUACUUGGAUGGUGGUUACCAUGUGACAUUUGCACACAAAGGCCUUACAUCUGGUCUUUCACUUGAUUCAUAUACCACUUCAGAUGACAAAACUUUCAUUGAGAGAAGCCUAGCGGAUAGUGAAAAAGUUCAGAUGGAAGACAUUAGACUGUGUGAAGGUGUUCAAAAGGGUAUUGAAUCACCUGCAUAUAGUACUGGAAGGUAUGCGCCAAAUGUUGAGAAGGCCAUGCAUCAUUUCCAUUGUCUGCUUUAUGAUAAUCUCAUAAACCUUUUCUGUUUGCUGAAUGCAUUUCUAAACUGCUGCUUAGCAUUCAUUGGAACUACCCAGGGAACAUCGACGCCUGUGUUUCAGUUCUUGUUACAUAGUUAUUGGAUUCCAGCUUGCAAGUGGCACAAUACGUCUCCUCUUUACUUACUUUCUUCAUCUUAUGAUGGGAAAGUAAUGUUGUGGGAUCUAAGAACAGCGCUCCUUUAUGUUUUGACUGGUGGCAAAUGGAACAAGAAAAUCAACUACACUAGAUUGCGGUCUAAGAACAAUUUGCAGAAGGCACAUAAUGACUAGCUCCUACCUCUACGAAUGCUUGUGGGAGGUAUUGCAGCAACGAAUAAGGAUGAUAUUGAUCAACAUGCAGUUGACACCGUAUGUGCUCUGAAUCCGAAUUCAGGUGUGACUUUUAGAUAUUUUAUGUGCAAAAAAGUAUUAGAGUGUCUUAUGUUUGUAUGUUAGUUAAGCAUAUUAUAGAUAGAACUUGCAGUAGGAUCAACUAAUUAGUUGAUCAAAAACUACACCCUAUUUUGUAAUCGUCUACUUGCAUAUUUGCAUCUACUUAAUAAUAAUCUCGUGUCAACUAA
Messenger RNA from Gossypium arboreum, 1088 nucleotides. RefSeq lists its product as uncharacterized. Lineage: Eukaryota; Viridiplantae; Streptophyta; Magnoliopsida; Malvales; Malvaceae. The coding region runs from base 370 to 798 and encodes 142 amino acids. Gene Ontology annotation, molecular function: iron ion binding; 2 iron, 2 sulfur cluster binding; protein binding. The transcript has 6 exons. The record is from RefSeq and is a predicted model, not a curated record.